GCCAUGUACUGUAACCUGUCAGGCUGUCAGCAGCAAAAGUGAAACCUGUUUUAUUUCUUAAGUGUUUUUUUCCAUGAAAUUUUCAUGUCCAAAGAAAUUUUUAAAUAUCGUUUGUCUCCUUUUGCAUUGUCCGUGGUAGAAGAAGAUCGGAAAUAUUACUACCAACAAUUAGAACAUCUAAAGUGUCACGAUCCUUUGGCAAUACCACUUCCACUUUUCAAGUGUGGAAAAGUUUUAAAAACAAUUAUCCCUUCCAUUGAAAAAUAUCACCUAGUUCAGUAUUUGGUUUUUGAGAAAAACAAAGAUGAAGAGGGACGCCGUGAAGCUUACAAAAACUUAGACUCUGAACAAUACUUGUCAAACCCUUUCACUGACAAGUUAUUGGCACUUACUCUUUCUAAUUUGGUUGUGUUGAUUCGUACUCAUGUUACCCAUUCCCAGUCUUUAAACUUGCCAAAAGCAAGACCUUGGGCUGCUUUACAAAAUGAUGGCAAAGUGAUUGUUGCUUUUUGUGAUUGUAUUGCAGGGUACGUACAACCACAAUGCUAUUGUUGUUUACAUUCAGAAUGUUAUCAAGAUAAUUAUAGUAAUUCAACUUUCUUCAUUACAAAUACACAGGUUAGGUGGUGUAUGCAUACAUGUAAGUGCACUUCUUCAGUUGGCAGUUAAACAUUAUUCGGAUAGCUAGUGUGAGUCAAAUGAUGAAACAUCUGAUGACGAGAACAGUGUGCCUGUGACAUCUAGGCCGUGUACUUGGAACAAGCCCACCAAGGGACCUGUACCAGUACCAAAGUUAGCACAUUUAAGCGUGUUCUAUCUAUCUAUCUAUCUAUUUCAAAAGAAGAGCAGCAUUCUGUCGAGUUGGUUACGCACGACCAAAGUGUUAAUGAGGAGUGGAUUGAACAACGAAGUGGCAGACCAACAGGGACCAAAAUUACCCGCAUCUGUAAGAGAGAUUGGUCCAAAAUGGAGCUCACAAGUGGCGAAAUCAAGUUUGUCAUGGAAAUUUGUAACCCUGAACUAGUAAAGUUUACUGGCAACAAAAACACACGAUAUGGAUUGAAACAUGAACCCGAUGCAGUUGCUCUCUUACAAAAAGUAAUUAACGAGAAAAAAGAGCACGAGUCGUUCAAAUGUGAAGCAGUUGGAUUAGUGAUAUCAACCUCCACUCCAUAUCUAGCAGCGUCACCCGAUAGGGUUUGUAGUUGUUUGUGUCACGACAAAUAUGUUUUGGAGGUAAAAUGUCCUCCAACAUUACACGGAAAAAACAUUGAAGAACAUGCCAGGAGGACAAAAGGAUUUUGUCUUUUGAUAAACAACGAUACAAACAAGUUGUACCUCGAUCCUAAACAUCAAUACUACUACCAGGUACAACUGCAACUGUAUGUAACUGGGCUGAAGUCUGCAAUUUUUGCUGUUUUUAAUGGUAAAAAUGGAAUCGAGUAUCUGGAAGUGAAAAGAGAUGAGACCUUAAUUGAUGAGAUUGUUUCUAAGGGGAAACUGUUUUUCCUAAACUUUAUCCUUCCAGAGCUCCUGGCAAAGCGUUACAGUUCAGUGAAAAGUGUACCCGCGUCAAGAGACAUAAAUCAGUCUGCCGUACCGUUUCACAGUGCGAACCUUAAUCAGUACAUUUGCUACUGCCAAGAUCCAGUCAGAGAAGGGGAAACUAUUAUGUGUUGUAGUGAUAUGUGUGUCAUCCACGAGUUCCACAAAUCGUGCACUCGAAGCAAAGUAUUUAGGAAUUGGAUCUGUAUUUAUUGCAAAAAAGAAAUUGCUUCUCAACGAAAAAAAGUGGCUGCUGAACAACAGAGGAAAGACGCUUCAUGUAACGCUAAUGAAAUUCUUGAAGACGUUACUGUAAAUAAAGAACUCAUCAGUAUCUCUACGCAACCAACAAGUUCUGGACACAUCGUUGGUAAUACUUUAACAAGUAACAUUGAAAAUCCAACUGUGGGUGAUGUUGGUCCCGUCGUUCAUCAACUUGUGAGCAGUAAUCGAUCUCAUUCUACCACUUCUCGGCGUGGUCGACCCCCCCCCAAAACAAAAUUGAUCUCUGUACCUAUAUUAAUGAACCAAGUGAAAUCAGAAUCGUUUGUGGAACCGUGCAAUGUGGAACUUGUAAACGACGAGAAUGUUGCACCUAUGGAAACUCAAAUUGUUACAUCUACUGCAAAAAGAGGAAGUCCAAGCUCUGUGUCCGUUCUAGGACAGCACAACACAUUAGUCAAUCACAGUCAAUCAAAGAGAACAAAGGUGUAUCAUAAUAAAGAUUCUAUCCCGGUUGUGUGUACUGUAAAUUCUGUUAGUCGAUCCGGACGAAUAAGAAAGCCGAAUAAAAAUAUCAUGAGAUAAAAUGUA
Daphnia pulex (common water flea) is the source of this 2358-nucleotide messenger RNA. RefSeq lists its product as uncharacterized. The transcript has 5 exons. NCBI's taxonomy places the organism in Eukaryota, Metazoa, Arthropoda, Branchiopoda, Diplostraca, Daphniidae. Bases 967 to 2352 code for a protein of 461 amino acids. The record is from RefSeq and is a predicted model, not a curated record.